Molecule: messenger RNA, 1281 nt
Organism: Haplochromis burtoni (Burton's mouthbrooder)
Lineage: Eukaryota; Metazoa; Chordata; Actinopteri; Cichliformes; Cichlidae
Gene: sbds
Product: SBDS ribosome maturation factor
Exons: 5
Coding region: 102-851 (249 amino acids)
Biological process (GO): cytosolic ribosome assembly; ribosome biogenesis
Source: RefSeq, a predicted model, not a curated record
CAGCCAUUUAGGAUACACUCGAAGAAUACGGGUGGUGUUGUGAUAGCCUACGUUUCUUGUCAGCGGCGCUUGCUUCGCAACUGUUUGUGGUAAUCGCAAAUAUGUCGAUAUUUACGCCAACGAAUCAAAUCCGGCUGACCAACGUAGCGGUGGUGAGGAUGAAGAAAGGCGGGAAGCGAUUUGAAAUCGCCUGUUACAAGAACAAAGUUAUGAGCUGGAGAUCAGGAGCAGAGAAGGACCUGGACGAGGUUUUGCAGACGCACUCUGUUUUCGUCAAUGUUUCCAAAGGCCAGGUGGCGAAGAAGGAUGACUUAACCAAAGCUUUUGGGACUGACGACCUUACAGAAAUCUGUAAACAGAUCUUGGCCAAAGGAGAGCUCCAGGUGUCAGACAAAGAGAGGCAGACUCAGCUGGAGACCAUGUUCCGGGAUAUAGCUACUAUUGUGGCAGAGAAGUGCGUCAACCCUGAAACCAAGAGGCCGUACACAGUCAGUCUGAUCGAGCGGGCCAUGAAGGACAUCCACUACUCUGUCAAGCCCAACAAGAGCACAAAGCAGCAGGCCCUGGAGGUGAUUCGGCAGCUGAAGGAGAGCAUGGAGAUCCAGAGAGCCCACAUGAGGCUGCGGUUGGUGCUGCCAGCCAAAGAGGCCAAGAGGCUGAAGGAGAAGCUGAAACCGCUCCUGCAGGUCGUGGAGAGUGAGGAUUUUGAUGAGGAGCUGGAAAUGGUGUGUCUGGUGGAUCCCGGCUGCUUCAGGGAGAUCGAUGAGCUGAUCCGCUGUGAGACUAAAGGCCGAGGCUCUCUGGAGGUUCUCAGUCUCAAGGAUGUGGAGGAGGGAGAUGAGAAACUAUAGUAACCCUGCCCGUCAGAACUCUGCACCUUAUCCACACUAACACGCUUCAUUAGGGCACGCAGACUGCAAACUCAUGAAAAAAAAAUCUAUGUUUAUGGUCUGAUUUAUCACAAUUUCAGCCACUUUCACCCUGUAAGGAUUAAUUUGACUGAAAGAAGUUAUAAUUUGCUGAGUGGAAUAUAUUUUGAAAGCAGGUUUGAGAAUUUAUGCCUGAACUUUAAAGUCGGUGCUUAUUUCUGAUGUUUUCUCUUUUAUUUAUUCACUUUUUUUUAAGUCGAUUACUAAUUUAGCAGAACGUCUACACAAAGUCGUGUGCCAUGUAGUCGCGCUCAGUAUCCCAUCCUAUUAUCUGUGGAUCAUUUCUUUAUCCUGGUAAAUUCUAUUUUAUUAUAAUAAGUUUGGUCUGUAAUAAACACUAUACAAAAUAUUA